This is a messenger RNA of Ostreococcus tauri, 930 nucleotides long. Its product is annotated as Zinc finger, DHHC-type, palmitoyltransferase. The transcript has a single exon. Gene Ontology annotation, biological process: protein targeting to membrane; peptidyl-L-cysteine S-palmitoylation. Gene Ontology annotation, molecular function: protein-cysteine S-palmitoyltransferase activity. NCBI's taxonomy places the organism in Eukaryota, Viridiplantae, Chlorophyta, Mamiellophyceae, Mamiellales, Bathycoccaceae. Gene Ontology annotation, cellular component: Golgi apparatus; endoplasmic reticulum. The coding region runs from base 1 to 930 and encodes 309 amino acids. The record is from RefSeq and is a predicted model, not a curated record.
AUGUUUAAGCGGCUGUGCGACGCCCCGAACCCGUUGGGACAGUUGGUGUACUUGAUUUUAGCGCUCGGUGGACACUGGAGCUUCGUGCAGGGGGUGGAAGAACGUUUGUUGGACGACGGAGACGCCGGCGGGUGGACGGCGGCGACGAGCGCGGCGUUCGGUAUCGCCGUCGUCACGUGGGUCGCGGCGUGCGCGAGCGAUCCGGGGACGGUGACGCGGGAAAAUGUGGAGCGGUACCUCGACGCAUACGCGUACGACGGGGUGAUGUAUGGGAGGAAGACGUGUCGGACGCUCGGCGUGGACGCUCCGGCGCGAUCCAAGUGGUGCGUGACGACGGAACGAAGAGUCGCACGGUUCGAUCACUUUUGCGUGUGGAUCAAUAACAGCAUCGGAGCUUGGAACUUGAGGUACUUUCUGGCGUUUUUAGCGGCGCAACUCGGGCUCGUGGCGUACGUGGCGUACGCGUGCGCGUACGCCGUGUUUCGCGAUUUGACGCGCAAAGACGCGUGGUCUUUGCGGUUUAAUCAGAUGACGAAAACGGGCGAGCGAGCGACGCUAGCGACAGACAAGAUGUUGUUCUAUCGAUUUGUAUCGUAUCACUACCCCACCGCGUUUGCUCUGUGGGCGUUCUGUACGCUCGCCACAAUUUUAAUCGCGGUGUUUCUGGUGUACAAUUUGCGAUUGGCGGCAAAAAACGUGACGACGAACGAGACGUUUAAGCGAGACGAUCUCCGUGAAGCGGUCAAGGCGAUGCGCGCCGAACCAACAAAGAUUGAUUUCGAAAAGGUCAUGAAGAACGCGUACGACGUCGGAGUUCUGCGUAACUUGCUGGAGGUGUUGUUCCCGCCCGUGCAAAGCGAGCACCCGUGGCGCGUGCCGUGUUCCUUUCCACAAAAAACAACGUCGGCAUCGAAGGAAAAGAACGCGUGA